UUUUUCUAUGGAACAAUCGACUACAAAUGAAUCAGUUACAAUCAGAUUUUAUUUUCCACCGUUUUGCUCCGCGACUAGAUUUUUUGUGAAAAGAUCACCGAUCUAUCAAUAAUUAUUAAUAACGGUACAAAAAGUUCUAAAAGUAAUAGGAUAUUGAACCACCUACCAACGGCAUCAAGAGUUUCUUUCUUUCUUUGUCAAUCAUGCCCUUUUCUUUUAGGCUUUUUUGUGUGGUCUGUGAGUGUAUUAUCAUAGCUCGCACAGAACACAAGAAAGACAUACAAAAGGAAGUUUUAUUAUGCAUCACAAGGUCCAAGGAAAAGUCACCCAACGAAGUUUUGUACCGUGGGGCCAAUCCAGCCACGUCGUCGAUCGUUUAACUUCAUUUCCUCUCGUUUGAAUUUUGUAGUCUAGGAAAAAGAAAAAGAACACUAGUAUUUUCUUGGUUCCAAAUAUAAGAAGUUUUCAUUUUGUGCUAAGCCAUUUUUUAUUUGAUUAAUUUUAUAGAAAAGUCUAUUAAAAUUUAUUAACAUAUAUUCUGUCUGUUCCUUAAAUUAGGGCAUAUAUAAUCUUUGACCGAGCCUUUAACCAAGAUUUAGUCCAUUAACAUAUAUUUUUUGUGAAACAAAAUUGAUUUCAUUGGAUUCGUAUUCAGAAGUACUUGUUUAUGAUUAUGAUUUAUAUCGCAUAAGUCGCACGUUGAUGGAUUAAUUUUUGGUCAAACGUUCGGUCAAAGGAAACAAUAUAGGGCUUAAUUUGAGGAACAGAGGGAGUACCAUACCAUAUAAUUUUUUAUAGAUUUUUGUAGACUUUCUAUAAAUUUAAUCUAAUUUGAAUAAGUUUGAUUUGCCAUAAAGGCAGAACUUUGUUUAGAAACGAAGGUUAUGCGGUGCCUGCGAGAAAGAAAGAAAAAAGAACGAAGGACAAGGUCGGCAGCUGCCUUCCACGUCUCGACAGCGGCGUCUACGUGUCGCGAAGCCAAGCUCCCACCCGUCCAUGCAGAGCGCAGAGCGGCAGGCCAAAACCCCCAGCGAGCGGCAUCCAUCCCCUUCCAGUUCCAUCCAUCCACGCUUGCAUCGCACCGCAGCUCCUCUUGCCAAGCACUAUCUAUCACAGCUCGAGUUUCUAGUCUGAUCUGAUCAGGAGGCCCAGUGUGUGAGCUAGACUGUGAGCUGAAGUGAAGAAAGAUCGAGGCGAGCGAUGAUGGAUCUGGUGAACGGCGUGCUCAACUGGGUGGCGGCGCCCUCCAUGGUGGCCAGCUUCCUGCUCUUCUACCCGCCCUACUACCUCUUCAAGACCUGCUACUCCUUCCUCUCCUACCUCUUCCCCGAGGACCUCAGCCGCAAGGUCGUCCUCAUCACCGGCGCCUCCUCCGGCAUCGGCGAGCAUUUAGCCUACCAGUAUGCUAUGAAGGGGGCAUCCUUGGCCCUUGUUGCAAGAAGGGAAUGGAGCCUCCGGCAGGUUGCCGAUAAAGCACUCGAGCUCGGGGCGCCAGAUGUUCUGAUUCUCCCCGGCGAUGUAUCGAACUCUGAGGACUGCACAAGAUUUGUUCAGGCCACAAUCGAUCGCUACAGCCGAUUGGACCAUCUGGUAUGCAAUGCUGGAAUCGCAAGCGUGGGGGCUUUUCAGGAGAUUCCUGACGUCACUAACUACAGCUCGCAGCUUGAUGUCAACUUCUGGGGUGCAGUUCAGUCAACUUUUGCUGCUCUUCCUCACCUGAAAAGGAGCCGAGGAAGGAUCGUGGUCACCGCCUCGGCGACUGGAUGGAAUCCUGUUCCGCGAAUGAUCUUCUAUAAUGCUGCCAAUGCUGCUCUGAUAAACUUCUUCGAGACACUGCGGACAGAGCUUGGCAGUGAAGUUGGAAUCACGAUCGUGACGCCUGGGUGGAUCGAGUCCGAGAUGUCGAAAGGGAAAUUCCUGAAGGAGCACGGCGGAGUGGAGGUUGAUCAAGAGUUUCGUGAUGCACAAAUUGGUAUGUUCCCAGUGGAGUACGCGAAGAACUGCGCGAAAGCCAUGGUGCAAGCAGCACGGCAAGGCGAGCGUUAUCUCACCGUGCCAGCAUGGUUCAGCACAAUGUACCUGUGGAGGGUGCUGGCGCCGGAGGUCGUUGAGUUCUGCUACCGCCUUUUGUACAUGCACGGCCAUGGCGCCGACCAAACUGACGCUCCGAGCAAGAAGAUGGCAGAGGGCGGCGCAAAGCAGCUGCUGUACCCCUCCUCGCUGCACUCUGCGGACGUCAAGAGCGACUAAACAGUUAACAGUGCUGAUGAUCCUUUAGGUGUGUCCCCAUCUGAAUAAGAUAGCAAGUGCUGGCAGUAGUAGUGCUGUGUUUCAUGUCACCGUAAUAUGGAAACUUUAGUGUCUUCGGAUCGAAUAACGCGUGUUGAGUUUCAUGUGACUGUAUAUAUGGAGUCGUUGGUGUCUUCGAAAUAAUGCUCUGCACUUCUCCUGUUGGGACUUCUGUAUAUCAGCAGCCUCUAGUCUGAGACUUGAGUAUACUGUUUUUAAGGCUUUCCGUUUUAGUUCCUGGGAAUGGUUUGAUGAAGUUUUUGGAA
Messenger RNA from Brachypodium distachyon (stiff brome), 2555 nucleotides. RefSeq names its product 11-beta-hydroxysteroid dehydrogenase 1B. The record is from RefSeq and is a predicted model, not a curated record. The coding region runs from base 1201 to 2250 and encodes 349 amino acids. The transcript has 6 exons. Lineage: Eukaryota; Viridiplantae; Streptophyta; Magnoliopsida; Poales; Poaceae.